Molecule: messenger RNA, 1610 nt
Organism: Miniopterus natalensis
Lineage: Eukaryota; Metazoa; Chordata; Mammalia; Chiroptera; Miniopteridae
Gene: NR2F6
Product: nuclear receptor subfamily 2 group F member 6
Biological process (GO): regulation of DNA-templated transcription
Molecular function (GO): DNA-binding transcription factor activity; zinc ion binding; sequence-specific DNA binding
Source: RefSeq, a predicted model, not a curated record
GCGGCCGAGGAAGACUCGGCCUCACCCCCCGGCGCCGCCAGCGACGCGGAGCUGGGCGACGAGGAGCGGCCGGGGCUGCAGGUGGACUGCGUGGUGUGCGGGGACAAGUCGAGCGGCAAGCACUACGGCGUCUUCACCUGCGAAGGCUGCAAGAGCUUCUUCAAGCGGAGCAUCCGCCGCAACCUCAGCUACACCUGCCGGUCCAAUCGUGACUGUCAGAUAGACCAGCAUCACCGGAACCAGUGCCAAUACUGCCGCCUCAAGAAAUGCUUCCGGGUGGGCAUGAGGAAGGAGGCGGUCCAGCGUGGCCGCAUCCCGCACUCGCUGCCUGGUGCUGUGGCCGCCUCCUCGGGCAGCCCCCCGGGCUCGGUGUUGGCUGCAGCGGUGGCGGGCGGGGACCUCUUCCCGGGGCAGCCUGUGUCGGAGCUGAUCGCGCAGUUGCUGCGUGCCGAGCCCUACCCCGCAGCGGCUGGGCGCUUUGGCGGGGGCGGCGGUUCGUCGGGCGCAGUGCUGGGAAUCGACAAUGUGUGUGAGCUGGCAGCACGGCUGCUGUUCAGCACAGUGGAGUGGGCACGCCACGCGCCCUUCUUCCCUGACCUGCCGGUAGCCGACCAGGUGGCGCUGCUGCGUCUGAGCUGGAGCGAGCUGUUCGUGCUGAACGCUGCGCAGGCGGCGCUGCCCCUGCACACAGCGCCGCUGCUGGCCGCAGCUGGUCUGCACGCCGCACCCAUGGCCGCUGAGCGCGCUGUGGCCUUCAUGGAUCAGGUGCGCGCCUUCCAGGAGCAGGUGGACAAGCUGGGCCGCCUGCAGGUUGACUCCGCAGAAUACGGCUGCCUCAAGGCCAUUGCGCUGUUCACACCUGAUGCCUGUGGCCUCUCGGACCCCGCACAUGUGGAAAGCCUGCAGGAGAAGGCACAGGUGGCCCUCACUGAGUAUGUGCGGGCCCAGUACCCAUCCCAGCCGCAGCGCUUUGGGCGCCUGCUGCUGCGGCUCCCCGCCCUGCGUGCUGUCCCUGCCUCCCUCAUCUCCCAGCUGUUCUUCAUGCGCCUAGUGGGCAAGACCCCCAUCGAGACGCUGAUCCGAGACAUGCUGCUGUCCGGAAGUACCUUCAACUGGCCCUACGGCUCAGGCCAGUGACUGGACAGGACCCAGGGCACCAUGGCAGGGUCUGCAGACCUCAAGGGAUGUGGCUGCUCGAGCCUCAGGGGCGAUCCACAGACAGAGGACCCCAGCCUCUCUCCUCAGACUAUUUUUUAAAGACUGUGAAAUGUUUGUCUUUUCUGUUUUUUAAAUGAUCAUGAAACCAAAAAGUGACUGAUUGUCCAGGCUCUGGCCUCGUCCUCCCUAGAACCUACUGGCCAAGAUGGGGGGAGGGACUGAGGUUCCAAUCCUUGGACAGUCUUGUCCCUCAGUGCCUCAGGCAUGAACUCAUGGGAUGGUGGAGUUGGCUUCCUGCUGUGAUGGACAGAGGCCUGGUGUCUAGACUGGAGGGGCAGCUGCAGCCAGGCAGGAGUCGCGUGCACCAGGUAGCUUCUCUGUACACAUGAUCCACGUUGGACACUACAUGGUAAAUGAAUCAAGGCCAAUAAUAAAGGUGUUUCCUACCUGCA